Messenger RNA from Mya arenaria, 7572 nucleotides. Its product is annotated as kinesin-like protein K39. The transcript has 5 exons. NCBI's taxonomy places the organism in Eukaryota, Metazoa, Mollusca, Bivalvia, Myida, Myidae. Gene Ontology annotation, biological process: microtubule-based movement. Bases 96 to 494 code for a protein of 132 amino acids. Gene Ontology annotation, molecular function: ATP binding; microtubule binding; microtubule motor activity. The record is from RefSeq and is a predicted model, not a curated record.
GUGAAUCAGAGUGUAAACUUAGGCAUACUUGAAUGAUGGAUAUUUUAGUGUAUUCGCAAGGAUUUUAACUACAAAAUGUAUGAUACUGGAUAGCAAUGUCAAAUAUUCGUGUUGCAGUCAGAGUUCGACCACUAAGUAACAAAGAACAAGAGGAUGGCAGCCAAGAAAUCGUUCAGGUCAAAGAAAAUGUAGUCCGGAUCGAAAAUAUUAAGGUCCGUGGAGUUCCAGAGUUUGGUGAUACAGCUCGUGCACGUGCCCGCGACUUCACAUUCGACCAUGUGUACGACAGUGUACAAGGCAACGCUCCAUGCGCAUCGCAGGCUCAGGUCUUCAAUGAUCUUGGUGCACAGGUUCUCCACAAUGCGUUCGGCGGGUUUAACGCCUGCGUGUUCGCGUACGGGCAGACAGGCUCUGGCAAGACACACACAAUGAUGGGAUAUCCGGCGUCUUCCCAGAGUAGCUUAAACGAAGCAGGAACAGGAACAUCUGUGUGAUAUGGUUACCAUGACAACAAUUAGCUAGUGACCACCUGUUAAAACGAGGACAAUUUUUUUUCUGAAUCUAAAGACGUUUGUAAACUCUGGAAUGUUAUGAUCCCAAUUUGUGAAUGAGCUAGAAAAUUCUGCUGUUUAAAUGCACCUGAAUGAGUUGUGUGUAGGUAACUGGUUUAUGGAAAUUGCACAGGCCCUUUACAUUGUUACAGAUUUUGUUAAUUGUGUUACAGAUUCUGUGUGACACUGUUACAAAUUUUAUUAGUGUUCUAUUCUAAUUGUGAAACAGAUUCUGUGUGACAUUGUUACAGAUUUUAUAAGUGGUCCAUGUCAUGUUAACCAAUAAAUGCAUGUAGAAAUGCCAUAUUUAUGUCCACUAUGCAAAGGAAAAAAAUUCUUUUAUCAUAGAAAAUAGCGUCAAAUAAAUCAUUUUGAUGUUUAAAAUACAUAUAUUCAACCACAUUAAAUAGAAAACACUGGACUUCUGAUUUUUGAAUACUAAUUAAUCAGUGAUAUAAUUAUGGUUUGAAAUUGUCUAGAAAUUAAUCGAUGAAACAACUGUAAGGGCUAUGAAACAUUUAGUUUUAUUUACUUAAUUGGUAAUUUUCAACCUGUAUUGGGACCAAAAAAUUCGGGUAUGGAAAUUUUAGUUCAGAUUUGUUUCUAUUGCAAGGAACAUAACAAUUUUAUGUAUAUUUUGUUACAUUUAUUCUUUUGUUAGAGGAUACAAUAAUGCCUGUUACUUAGUUGGCUCAUUUUUACGCAUCAUUUUGUUUUGUUCUGUCUUGUGUACAAAAUCGUGCAGUUACGCCAUUAACCUGGAAACAUGAAUUUUGAUAUAUAUAUGUUAUUGAUUAUUGUCACAAACUGUUGCGAUAUAAGUUUCUGUUUAUGAUUUAUGACUUAUUACAUGUACUGAUUUAGUUAUAUGUUGCUCAGGCAUGUUGUUGUUUGGCAUUAAAUUUAAGGACUUCAACAUGUGUUGCAAAUGAAUUUAGAAAAUCUUUAUUUUAAUUUGGUAUUUAAGGGACUAGACAGCUGAUGGUCCCAAUAUAAUACAUAAUUUCACGCGAUUCAAAGGCUAUUUUGUCACUGUCUAACCUGUUUAAAAUUAGCAUAUAAUGGUUUCCCAGUUUAAAGUGUGUAUAUUUUGCAUGCGAUAAAAACAGUUGCAUAUAUUGACGCUAUUUUAAAAUUUGCUCGGAUUUACGUGGUAGACGAAGCCAGUAAAUUUCAAAUCGGAAAAAAUAUGCAAAAAUGUGUUACAUCAGUAAGUUUUAAUACAUUGAAUCAAUUUAUUUAAGUUUUCAUCAAUUUUCUAUUUCUUGCAAUGGUAGCAUCUGGUGUCUAGUCCCUUUAAGUGGUAAGUUUCAUAAGCAAUAUCCAUUGAGUACGGAAUUGUACUGCAGAUAGUAUGGGGUUAAUCGUCAUAGAAUAUUCUAAUCACUGCCUGUGUGCUAUAGAUCAUGUUACUGUGAAAUCAUUAAUGUUCGUGGGGCAUUAAUGUUCGUGGUUUUCGUGGGUUGGGUGAUCCACGAAUUCAAGAUCGCACGAAAUAUAAACCCUUAUUCACUUUUUCAAUUGCCUUGUUAUGUACAUACUCUAGUAUAUUAUUUACAGAGGUCGCAGUAUACAGUGGUAAAACCUGUCUCACUGUAUAACUUACGAUCAUUAUUCUGUUAAUAUAUUACAACUGCCUUUAAUAAUAAUAAUGAACCAAAUCAAUUAAAUGUGUUUUAUGCAGCAAAUGACAGUUAUAAGCACGUGUUUAAACGUGUGCUGUUAAUGAAAAUCUCCAAGUUUACAAGAUGUGCGUGAUGAGUGUCUGUACUCGAUUUUUUUAUUUAAUGAAAUAAUUAAUCGAUUACUAGUACAUUGAAAGUUACUAAGCACCGAACGUGACAAUAUACGCACCUUUUCGGUGUUUUCACAGUUUGCAAAAUUCUGUAUUGGCAUUCAAUGGCUUCCCCUAUCUGUAUUUAUGAUCAGGGUACAUCUUCUUUUAUUACCUUUAUUCCUAAUUAAAUCAAUAAGUGACAUGGGUAUAUGCACUAAUUGGCAUGUCGUACCACAUUAGCGAGUGUCAUAAACCGAGUGACGUAGAAGACGGAAAUCACGGGCCAGCGCGUGGAUAUUAUGCAGACGAUCUAGCACGAUCGCAUCUUCGAUUUUUUUUUCAAAUAUGAAAAUCCACGAAUUCAAGUACCCACGAAAUUGUUUUUUUUCGGCAAACCACGAAAUUUCAUGCCCACGAACAUUAAUGAUUUCACCGUAUGUUUCUCGACAAUUGCUCCCCAGUCCAUUUCAGAAAGAUCAUGAAAUUCAUUUUUUUUUUAAAUGAAAUCAUACUUGACCUGAAUAAUUUUCUGUGCAUUAUCUGUCCUAACAUAUCAUCAUCCAUUGAAAAUUUGAUAUGAAAGUGCAUGAUGAAAGCCAUAUUCACUGUACCGAUUUUCUGUUGAUAAAAAUUGACGCUUUUGAACAUCAAUGUAAAAAUAAUCGUGUAGGUAUUUGAAUUUUUUUGCUUAUAAGAUGAUGAAUACGCUUCAAACAAUAUGGUAAUUAAAAAUAUUUUGGAUUGGUGUUAUGUAGUUUAACUUUUUAUUUAUUAUAGAUUAAAAAUAUUUAUGUAGAAAUGUUAUAGACAAAUAAAAAUAUAAGUUAAUAGUGACACAUGCUAAUUUUAAUUUAUACAGGGUGUUUUUCAUACACAUCAUCAAAUAACGCAAGGUUAAAGGCCUGAAAUAAAAUAUUGAAUUUUCUUCUCCCACGCCCAACUGCAAAAAUCAGCCUGACCGAAAUGAUUUUAAUCCUUAUAUUUAAAAUUGAGAUUAUUUAUUUUGAUUUUGUAUUCUUGACCAAGCUUGUUUAAAUUAAAAUAUUUGUCGACUCUCACCAACACAGUAUAUCUAUCUAGGUCGUGGAAGAAAAUCAAAGAACAUAUUGCAUCUUGCCUUACAGAUUCUUUUCAAAUUUGUACAUAUCUCAGAUUUGUCAUAAUCUUUAUGUGCCACUGAAAAUCUGUGAUAAAUUUAAAUCUCGUCGAAUUUCUGUGGUAUAUCUGUCAUAUAAUGUGAAUUGUACACUUAAACCUCAUAUUUUCCAAUUAUAAAGACCACAAUUGUAGUCUUCAGUGUCAAAUUCAAUGUGUUUGUCUUCAAACUAAUGAUUUAUUAUUGGCUAAGAACUACCAUGCUCUUUAUUGUGAUGACUUUUGCAAGUAUUCUUUCCUCUUUUGUUAUGAAGUUGUACACAGGGAUGAUGAUCGGAAACAUGAAAAUAAUCUGGAAUUCUGUCCCAAAGCAGGGUGAAAUUCUAUCCCAAAGCAGGGUGAAAUUCUAUCCCGAAGCAGGGUGAAAUUCUGUCCCGAAGCAGGGUGAAGGGGCUAAGAUCCUUGAUGAAAUAUUGUUUCCAAGACCCUUAACAUUCAUUUCUACGUACUGCUUAAAAUUUUGAUGCAAACAUCCAGCAUAUUAACCAACUUUACGACUCUAUGCUAGCAUUUAAACAGAUUUAGGUGGUAGAAAUAAACACAUGCCUGCAAGCCCUGGACUGUUAAAUAGUAGGGCUAGUUCAUAAAUUUGAUGCCAAGCAUUAGUAUAAGAUUUCGGGCUAGUUCAUCCAAAAGUCUAAUUUCGAUGACUGAGAUUUCAGGAUUAAUUUUGGAUUGUAUCAUUCCUGUGUACAUGACCACUCUUAAAUAAAGUUGCAUAAACAAUUUUUUUGUCUACUGUCUCUUACUAUUGUACAUCAUGUCGUUGAAAUUGCCUUGCUUGCUAAUGGUUACCUUAAAAAUGUUGUAUCCUGCUUAAUUUUACAACCAAAUGAUCCUAUAGAUAAAUGCAUCAACCUGAAUUAUGACUUCCUAAUUGUGCGGCUGCAGUCAACAUUUAUGUUUUUGUGGCAGUCAACAAGUUCAGACGCACAAUAUGUAUUUUUUUCUAUUUUCUCGAUGUAAGCUGCACAGAAAGUGCCUAAACUAUUUUAUUUCAUACAACCAAAGAAAUAACCUAAUUUGUAUCCUAUUGUUAUCACAAAAAGGUUGUUUUCUGGCUCAAAAUUGAUUAAAUAAUUAAUAUAUUCAUAUAUAUAUAUAUGUUGUGUACUUGCUAUAGAAAAAAUGUAUACAAGAUUAAGUUGUUAAGUUGCGAAACACAAUGUGAACAUUUACUUGUAGCUCUAUGUACAUAAAAAAAUGCAGUCACGUUUUAAGUCACUUUGCAAAUUAGUAUUUAAACUUCGCUCAAAGUCAUUUGCAGAAAAAAGAAUUGAAUCAACUUGAAGGCUUACUGAUAAUUGCAUAACCCAUUCUGUUGACCAAACAAAUAAUUUUCCAUGAAAUAGUUUUUUCUGCAAGUACAUAAUAUUUGUAAAUGGCAUGUACUAAUCACAGGGUCUCCCAAAAAUUAGAGCAAUUUAUGCAAAAGUAUAAAUAAGAUAAUUCUGGUAAAAAUCAUGCUCCCUCAGUAGCACUGUGUUGAUUGAUCAAAAUUCACUGCAAAAUCGCCUGGAAUUCUUGGGAAUAACAUGUUAAAAUGCCCUGGAAUUCUGGUAAAAAAUGUCAAAAUCCCCUGAAAUUUUGGGAAAGAGAAUGUCAAAAUGCCCUGGAAUUCUGGUAAAAAAAUGUCAAAAUGCCCUGGAAUCCUUGGAAAGAAAUGUCCAAAUCCCCUGGAAUUCUGGGAAAGAAAUGUCCAAAUCCCCUGGAAUUCUGGGAAAGAAAUGUCCAAAUCCCCUGGAAUUCUGGGAAAGAAAUGUCCAAAUCCCCUGGAAUUCUGGGGAAAAAAGGGUCAAAAUCCCCCUUUUUUCUGGGGAAAAAUGGCAAAAUUCCCUGGAAUUCUGGGGGAAGUCAAAAUCCCCCUUUUUUUCUGGGAAAAAUAUGUCAAAAUCCCCUGGGAUAGUCUUCAGGAAUUUGGCAUUUAAGCAUUGUGCACUAAAAGUAGUCUACAAGUACUCGUACAAGAAGUGUUUCGCAACCUCGAUUAUAAAUAACUAAAUCUCUAGAACAUUUAAUUGCUUCUUCGAUUUCAAUUCAGUACAUUUCAGCUAAGUGUUUUUAGGUUAACCAAGUUAGACAACUGUGCAAUAUUAACACUACAAAAGUAGGGUAUAAAUGUGUUACACUAUUUUUAUUUACACUUGUUGUUUUUCUUUAUAUUACAAGGUAUUGAAAAUACUUAAUUAAUUUAUAUCUUUACAACUAUAAAUGAUUAACAAUGCUGUGAAAUUCUUUUGAAUUAUAUUAUUUUAAGUUGUUUCUGGUAUUUCUCAUUUAGUCAUACAUAAAUUACAUGUAUUUAUAUUAGAUGCUGUUGUAAGUGGACUAUAUUAUGUCUAGCGGACUCAAAAUGAAGUUUAUUUUAUCUUCAGUUUACGCAGACAGCAACUGUAGAAUGUAGUAUUUAGGUUAUAUCAUUAGUGCUUGUUUAAAAUUUAUUUAAUCGUCAACUAGUGUAUCUUGUAGCCCCCACUAAGGGGGGGGGGGGGAAAGCUUAGAAUAAAGACUUAUUAUAUGAAGGAUUCGGGUGAAAUUACAAAUAGUUCUUUAUGAUUACACGUCUGUAACGCAUGCAUUAUUGUGUUUAAUUUUCCCUUAAGUGUCUAUAUAAUAUUGUUUCUGAUCAAAUAAGACUGGAAAACAAAACCACAUCUGUCCUAAUUUCCAUCAUCUUUAGAGCCUUAAGUACUUUAUUAAAAUCCCAUUUUAAUGCAGUGUAAACGUGUGCAACUGAAUACACUGUACAUAAAUGCAACUGUUACUAUGUCAUUAAUAUCUACUAUUAUAUGAUACAAAAAAAAUCAUGUUUAAUUAUAAAACUUUUUUUGUGCUAUUGGGGUAGUCCACGUGUAGAUAAUGGAUCAGGGUCAGGCAUAAUAAGUAUAUUGUUUAAACGAACAUGUAUUUAUACUGAGUUUCAGAAGACAUGUUCUCGGUUAGAAGUGAAGCCAGUCAUAUUCACUACAGGUUUCUUAAACAACAGGCCCCAAUUUCUCGAAACUUCUUAAGCUUAACAGCUAGGCUUAAGUAGCUUAUUUGAAUUAGAUAAAAUACAUACUGAAAUUGAAUUUUGAUACAUGAAAAAUGGUAAAUUGCGAUCAUCAUAAUCAUAAUUCCUAUUCAAGGUAUAAAAACUCUUAAAGAAGUAAAUAUUAUGCAAAUUAUUGAAAAACAAAAAUAGUGAGCUUAGCUUAACCCUGUUAUAAGGGACUUAAUGAGUUUCGAGAAAUUGGAGCCAGGACUGUCCAUCUAUAUUUAUAUGAGUUUCUUAAAUCCAGGAUUAAUUCUGAAAAUUGAGAGCUUUUGACUUUGUACAAUUCAGUUGUAAAUACUAUUUUUAGCUCAGAAAUGUACAUCAAAAGCAGUAGGAAAUAUCUUUAAAUAAAUAUAAACAAUUUCAAAGGGGUCUAAGCCUCUUGACCCUGCUAUAGGCAUUAAUCUCUCAUACCAAAACAGACUCCCUUUUUUCAAGAUUGACAUUUAACAGCUGUUAGAAACCACUGACAUAAGCUUGCUGCAUGUACAUAAGGCAUAUUCUCAAUAAAUGAAAAUGAAUUGUAUUCAUAACAUAUAAAUAAACUUUGAAGCUUUGAACAGACUCCCUUUUUUCAAGAUUGACAUUUAACAGCUGUUAGAAACCACUGACAUAAGCUUGCUGCAUGUACAUAAGGCAUAUUAUCAAUAAAUGAAAAUGAAUUGUAUUCAUAACAUAUAAAUAAACUUUGAAGCUGCUCAUGACUGUACAGGUUAGCUUUAUUUCGAGUGAUAAAGUGAAAAGUGAAUAUUUCAGUAUGUCAAACAAUUAUGAAUGGACUUGUAUGUAAAGAAUUUAGGAACAAUGAAUUGAUAUCAUUAUCACAGAGUUGUGUUUGUUACAUUGAAUUUCCUUAUAUAGAUUAUGAUUUAUGAAUAUAUACUAAACAUAGAUAUUACUUAUGUUGCUGCUUCAUGUUCUAUGCCAUACUGGUGUUAAACUUAUUGUUUGCUAAGGAUAAGAUUGUCGUUCAUUUGAACAGUGUUUUUUUGUCAUCUGUAACUAUAUGCAUCAUGCCGCUUUCUUCAUGGAUAAAUAAAUCUUCAAUCGCU